Molecule: messenger RNA, 1926 nt
Organism: Purpureocillium takamizusanense
Lineage: Eukaryota; Fungi; Ascomycota; Sordariomycetes; Hypocreales; Ophiocordycipitaceae
Exons: 2
Coding region: 61-1926 (621 amino acids)
Biological process (GO): transcription initiation at mitochondrial promoter
Cellular component (GO): mitochondrial matrix; mitochondrial DNA-directed RNA polymerase complex
Molecular function (GO): mitochondrial transcription factor activity
Source: RefSeq, a predicted model, not a curated record
CUUUGACCUCACCUCACACACAACCGCAGCUCAUUCACCGGCCAUAAGCACACGCACCUCAUGUUGGCACGCCGCUAUGCGCACCCAGCGCUCGCGCGGCGGCUCGGGGCCCAGCUCCGCGGCAAGGCUACGACGCCAGCCAAGACAAAGAAGACCAAGCCCGAGGCCAAGACCAAGGCAGACGAGCCCUCAACCUCAGACGAGCCCUCAACCUCAGACGAGCCCUCAAACUCAGACGUUGCCGCACGCCUCAAGAAGACGGGCGUGUGGAGGCGCGGCGCCGGCCGCAGAAAGGCCAUCGCUACCGAGCCCUGGCGCGUCAAUGUCGUGAGUGAGGGACUCUGCGACGACAUCCUCAGCUACGUCGGCCCGUCGCUCGAGCGUCACCGCGGGUGCGACCUCGUCGAUCUCAACCCGGGGGCGGGCGUCUGGAGCCGCAAGCUGCACGACCUGCUGCGACCGCGCCGGCACAUCAUGAUGGAGCCCGACGCCGAGCUGUACCGCCCCUUCCUGGAGCCGCUGCUUGCAAAAGACAGCGUCCGCCUACUGCCCAAGUCGGGCAUCUUGUGGCGGGAACUCCUCGACGUGAUCCGCGGGGAGGAUCUCGCCGACCAGCGCGACAGCACGAGGACGGCGCCCGGCGCGGAGCCCACGCGCAACGACACGCUGCUCGUCACGGCUAACCUGUCCAUGUUUCCCAAAAAGUCCUUUCACGGCUUCGAGGGCGUCAGCACCAUGGUCAUGUACCAGCUCAUGUCGAGCAUCCGCACGUCGUCGCUCUUCCAGCAGUACGGGCUCGUGCGCAUGCUCGUCUGGAUCAACGACGAGGACAAGCGCCGCUUGCUGCCGCGAGCCAUCUACCGCCGCAAGCGCAGCGCCUUCGAGGCCGAGAUGUCGUGCGAGUGGAUCCACGAGGUCGCUGGCCUGGACACGGACGUCGAGGACCGCAACUCCCUACGCGACGGGUGGAUCAACGUCGAGUCGGGCUGCCGCGCGCUGGAGCGCAUGGCCGCGGCGGGGCUCACCAUGCCCGCCGGACGCGAGACGGCCGUCUACAAGAGCAUGCAGGCCGACCCGUCUCUCAUGGGCCAGAGGCUCGCCGGCGUGCGCCUGCCGACGAUCGCCCGCCCCUUCAAGCGCGAGCUAGAGGACCUCGAGCAAGAGCUGUCCUCUUCGCCGCUUGACGCCAGCGCGGCAUCCUCGAAGCGGCUCAGGAUGCUGCGGCAGCGCGAAAAGCACGGCCAGGGCGACGCGGCGCUCUUCAUGGACCUGCUGCGAGAGUACGAGGCCGUGGCGGCGCUCGCGGCAGCGGGGGCGCACCCCGACGAGUUCGCACGCGCCGACGCGGCGUGGAACGAGCGCAUCGACAACCUCAAGAAGAACGCGCGCAACCAGCUCGGCGCGCUCCGCGAUAGCCUGCACCUCUUCCGGCAGGAACCCCCCGCGCUACUCUGGGACCGGCGCGCGUACGAGCCGCUCGCCGCGCGGGCCGAUGACUUCUUCCCCGCGGCGCCCUCGGCGCUCCUCGACAUCCAGCCCAAGGCCAUGCACCCGCUGCUGCGGGAGCAGGGCACGGCCACGUCUCGCGCGGGCGAGAUGUCCGAGGCCAUGCUGCGCUUCUGGUUCCACCACACCCUCCAGCCCGUCGGCCGCGCAAUGGAGACCCUCUGGGUCGGCUUCGGCGACCUGGCCGCGCGCUGCCCCAGCCUGCGCGACCCGGCUCGCGGCGGCACCCCCGUCACGGGCCACGGCGCCGUCACCGUCCGCGCCAUGAACGAGGCACAGUGGGUCGAGAUCCUCCAGGCCUGGAUGGACUGGCCCUUCCGCCCGACCUACGCCCAGCUGCUCGCCCGCCUGUCCGACGAUGACGGCGACUCCGCCGACGUCGACGACGAGGUCAAGGGCAACGCCGGGGGGGUGGCUUGA